GUAUCCAUUUUUAGCUUUCAUGUUUAUCUUAUUCUUUUUUUCAUACCAUGGGUUCCUUCUUCAUACAGUUUGGUUAAGCCAAUUGUAUAGUAUGAAGAAAAAACGGACAUCUCUCUAUUAGAUUCUCUAGAUAAGCUAACAAUAUGGCCAUAGUAGAGGAUGAAGUAAGAAAUGGUUCUGAAGAAGAGAAUGAAAUCGAGGUCGUUGUAGAGGAAGACGAUCUGGACCAGGAUUCCGAGGACUCGGACGAUGAUGACGAUGAUGAGGCAGUGGAGAAAAAAGUUGCAGAUUUAGAACAAAAAAUUGCAGAGGAUCCCUAUAAUUAUAAUGAUCAUAUUGACUUGAUUCAAGCUCUCUGGACAUUAUCGGAACUUGACCGUUGGAGAGCAGCUUACGAUCGUCUUCAGCGGCUGUCAUUGUUACGUGCUGAGCACUGGCUUUUAAGGAUUCAGACUGAAGAAACUUUGGCACAUUCACCGCAGUCCAGAGAACACAUCGCCAAGUUGUUCCAACAAGCUACUCUUGAUUGCUAUUCCAUUCCAUUACUAAGCGAGUGGUGUUCAUGGUCUUUGAGUGCGGGGGAGGCGGUGUCAGCUCGUGAUCAACUGGAAGAGGUGCUGCGUAGGGCUGGGGCCGAUCCCCUCUCUGGGAAGAUCUUCUGGGAUGCCAAGCAUGAGCUGGAGAAAGCCAAACUGGAGACCAUGAACGAAGACGAUCCGGAGUACAAGGAGCAGCAACAGCGUAUUCUAUGGUGUUUGGAAGAGGCUGUGUCACGACCUCUACUGAGGGGUGAAGAGGCCUGGCCGUUGCUGCAAGAAUAUGUGCUGCAAGUCCACGAUCAGGAAUACUUGGAUCAGGUUAAAAAGCAACAUGAAGCGGCCAUUGAAUAUUUACAGAAAAUUACACCGUAUGAAGAUAAGCUACUGACGAUUGAGGAUAUUGAUGAAAAAUGCAAAAUUUAUCAAGACUACAUCGAUACGGUCAUAGAUUUGUCCAAAGAGAAGAGAUACGUCGACUGCGACAGCAAUGGGAUACUGAAGGUGCUGUAUGACCGAGCGACAACCGAAUGCAUCUCCUGCGAAGCCUCUCACGAUCUGCUACUGGCAUUGGCCAAACAUGUUCAGGCUAUUUCGUCUCGAGCCACCAUACAUCGUAUCCAUGACCUGUGUACUAGACGUUGUCCCAGGAGGCACACCUUCUGGGUGCUGAAGAUGCAGCAGGCUGAACACGAGGAGAAGAGCUUUGAGGAGGUGAAGUCACUAUUCGAGACAGCGCUGUCUAAAGGCAUGGAAACUUAUAAAGAAGCCGAGAAGCUCUGGAUGAGUUAUCUAGAGUACAUCCGUCGAGCUACGUCCUUCGAUAAUAAGGAGCACGUGGAUAGACUGCGGCGAACAUUCAGACUGGCCUGGGACUCACUCGCUGAGGCGUGGGGAGAUGAAGCCAACGACUGUGAAGUUCCACUGUUUUGGGCUCGACUUGAAUAUAAACAAAUUAAGGAUCCCGUUCAGGGCAAGGAGAUAUUUGAAGAGAUAUUCAAAUACGGUGAAAAUAAGACCCUGUCGAAGUACUGGGAGGCUCUGAUUCAUCUGGAGGUGAACCGCGAUCCGCCAGUCAACAAGCGUCUGAGGGAUCUCCACCGUCGGGCCCUCCGCAGUGUGAGUGAUUACCCGCCAGCCGUGGCGCGGCUGUGGAGCGACUACGAGAGGGACUGUGGGGGACUCAGCACACUCGUGGAGUGCCAGGAGAUGUGUGAGCGAAAGUUGAAAGAAUGGCGCGAUAAUUACCAGGCCAUGAAGGAAAAGAUGCUAGGAUACAAGCAGAAAGGGAAACAGCAGACGAACAAGAAAAUAAAAAUUGAUAAAGCUAAGACGGUACAUCAGAAAUCUAACAAAGGAAAAAGAAAGUCCGAUAACACUUCAGAAGAAGUUAAGGUGAAGAGGAAGAAGGACGACAAUAUGGAUGUUGAUGAGUCAGAGAAGGACGGAGAUAGUGGUGUGAAGAGACCACAUGAUGAUAAUGAUCAUGUUAUAGAGACAAAGAGACCACGCAAAGACAGCUCAUCAGAAGAUGCGGUGGGAAGGGAGGCUUGCACAUUAUUUGUGAGCAAUUUGGACUUUAAAUUCAACGAAAACAAUUUGAGGAACAAACUAUCUGAAUUCGGCGAGAUUGUAUCGAUGAGAGUGAGGGCUGGCGUCAAAGCCUUCGGUGGAUCAAUCUGUUACUGUCAAUAUAAGACUACUGAGUCAGUUGAUGAAGCCCUGAAACACGAUAGAACAGCUCUGGACGGUAGACCGAUGUUCCUAUCACGAUAUUCAUCUAAAAAGACCAAGCCGACAUUUAAAUACGCUAUGACAACAGAGAAGAACAAACUGUUUGUGAGGAAUCUACCGUUCUCACACUGCACCAAAGAGGCCCUCGCUGAAAUAUUCGAUAAAUAUGGCAAGCUGAAUGACAUCAGGAUUGUUACUUUCAAAGACGGGAAGCCCAAAGGUCUGGCCUAUAUAGACUACGAGGACGAGGAGUCAGCCUCGGUGGCCCUGUCGAAGACCAACGGGCUUCUUGUUAAAGACAGGAAUAUAGAAGUGGCCGUAAGUGCCCCUCCUCCUAAGGGGGAAACCAAUGUACUUGGAAGCGUCAAACGUGAUGUUGGCGGAGGAAUGCGCCGUACUCAAUUGAGUAGCUUCAUACCGCGGGUGUUGCAGACGCCUUCCACCAGCAAGUCCAGUAACGCCAACACUAGCAACGGGGACUCCAAGAAACCCCUCAGCAACAGCGACUUUAGAUCACUGUUGCUCAACAAAUAGAAACCUUAUUACAUUUAGAUAAUAACCAAUUUAGUCCGAUAAACUGUUUCUCUGUUUAGUUUAAUAUUACUUAUUCAUUCUGGUAUAAUAGUAUGUUAUUUGUGCUUAUUCGUGAAGUGAUUUUCUAUGAUAGACCUUAUUUGUGAAGCGUUAAGGUAUAUUUUAGUGUUUAUUACGUGAACUAUUAUGUGCUCUGGAUUAAAAGUUAUCUGUUACAUGUGAAUUAGUUAUGAGUUUAUAAGAACUCGUGUGUCUAAUAAUUGUAAUGGACUUUAUUAAAUGUACUCUUAAGAUUGCUUGUUAGGUGACUAUACUGUCAUUAUUGGAUACCGCAAUAGACAUGUGCUCCGAUAGAAUGGGGAGUAAUAUUUUGAUCGAUAGAUGUAUUUAAAUCAUGCUUGCACAGCACUAUAGAUGAUUACACUAGUGUUGCCAUUAAUAUUAAUAUAUUAGGAUGAUUGAACGGACUUCUACGAUUGUAUUUCAGACUGCUUGGUAUAGGUAUAUGCAAAAGUUUUUUAGCCGUUUUAGAGUUUAUUCUGUUUAGGCUUAGGCUUUGAAAUUAAUUAAUAAAAUAUAUAAACUCUUUUUCAGUUUUGUUACGGUGUUAUUUGAGUAACGUGUCAGAUUUAAAACUAUUGAUAUUUUAUUCUGCGCUUUUUUUUUUAAUUUUUUUGUAGGUUGUGUGUAGUACAUGAUAUGAGUAUUGUAUAUAGACAUUUACCUCUUUCAUUGACUACAGAACGUGUAUUUUGUUCCGAUCCAAAAUUUUCGAUCUUGACAUAUAAUAAUAGCUAUGUUUAAGGAAACUGUUACUUAUGUUUGAUUGUUUUAUUUUAUAUUGUAUUCAAAAACAUUAAAAAUAUAAAAAAAAAAAUGUUUGUAAAAAGUUACUUUAUUGAGUAAAUAAACGACUUUCAACUUCAAA
Danaus plexippus (monarch butterfly) is the source of this 3732-nucleotide messenger RNA. It is a transcript of the gene Rnp4F, whose product is annotated as squamous cell carcinoma antigen recognized by T-cells 3. NCBI's taxonomy places the organism in Eukaryota, Metazoa, Arthropoda, Insecta, Lepidoptera, Nymphalidae. The record is from RefSeq and is a predicted model, not a curated record. Bases 144 to 2804 code for a protein of 886 amino acids. The transcript has 18 exons. Gene Ontology annotation, molecular function: protein binding; RNA binding. Gene Ontology annotation, cellular component: cytoplasm; nucleoplasm; ASAP complex. Gene Ontology annotation, biological process: mRNA splicing, via spliceosome.